AAGUAAAUUCCAGGUAUGCGGUUUGAUAGAAAAACAGCAAUGACAAUGACAAAAAAAAGCAAAACAAACAAAAACCCCACUACUUCACGCCCGACACCCACAGUUGCUCCGGCUCGGGGAGGGCAGCCGCGGGAGCCAGGGCAGCCGCCUCCGCCGGCUGCGUCUUACAGAACGCAGUCUCACCCGGCGAGACAGGGGCUUCGGUGGGAGCUGGGAGCCCCCAAGAAGGGGCUCCGGGCUCACGGCCGCGGCAGGAGGGAGGGGAGAGAUGCGGGCGUGCGGGGCAGGCGGGCGACCAGCAGGGGGCGCCGCAGCGGCGGCGGGCUCUGCUUCCUGCCCGGCGGGGCCGCGCCGCCUUGCCCGCGCCGGGAUCCGUCCGCCGCCCCUCGCCAUUCGCCGGGAGCCCGCGCCAGGACAAUGGUGCUUUGUUUUCUGAGCAGAACACUGCAACUAGGAAGGUAUUCAUGCAGUCCACUGGGGAGACACCUCUGUUCAACCAGCACAAAUAAGCCAGUGUUGACUUUAUUCACCAAGAAACCAUGCCCUCUAUGUGAUGAAGCAAUGGAAGUGCUUGAGCCAUAUAAGAAAAGGUUUGUUUUGCAGGAGGUGGAUAUUACCCUUCCAGAGAACUCAGCAUGGUAUGAUAAAUACAAAUAUGACAUACCUGUUUUUCAUUUAAAUGGGAAGUUCCUAAUGAAGCAUCAAGUAGACAUUCAAAAGUUUGAGGACCAGCUUAUGAAGCUGGAGUUGCAAGAUGAUGGAAACCAGUGAAGAAAAUGCAGCUGCUUUGGUGUGCAUUUGAAAGGACUGUGCAACAUAAAUUGGGUGAAAAAGCAGUAUUCAUUACCUUGCCGUAUGUUUCUUAGAAUGUACAGUACCCGUGUCCUAAAAAACUAAGUGAUUCAUUUUUUGUGUGUGUGUUAUCCUCCAGCCCAGCUUCACUAGUAGCAGCCUUUUCUGUACCAUUCAUUUGCUGCUAUCCUAGGCUGGCUUUUUAUUGAGGGAAUAAAUGCUGCUACAUAACAGCAAAUAAAGUGAAAUGUGUUUGUAUUGGGUUUGUGUGGCAGGGUUUUGGUAGCUGGGGGGCUACAGCGGAGACCUCUGUGAGAAGCUGCUAGAAGCUUCCCCUGUGUCUGAUAGAGCUGAUGUCAGCCAGCUCCCGAUGGACCCACCACUGGCCAAGGCUGAGCGCCUCUGUGACAACAUCUUGAAGAAGGAGAAAAGAAAACCCAACUCCUGUGCCACAGCAGCUGGAGGAGAGGAGUGAGAAUAUGUGAGAGAGACAACUCUGCAGACACCAAGGCCAUUGAAGAUGGAGGGCAGGAGGUGCUCCAGGCACUGGAGACGAGAUUCCCUUGCAGCCCGUGGUGCAGCCCUCGGUGAGGCCGGCUGUUCCCCUGCAGCCCAUGGAGGUCCACAGUGGAGCAGAAAUCAUCUGCAGUCCAGGGAGGACCCCGUACCAGUGCAUGUGGAUGCCCAAAGGAGCCCCUGGAGCUGGAGCAGGCUCCUGGCAGGACGUGUAGACCCGUGGAGAGAGAAGCCCAGGCUGGAGCAGGUCUGCUGGCAGGACUUGUGACCCUGUGAUGGGCCCAGGCUGGAGCAACCUGUUUAGAAGGGACCCACACUGGAACAGUUUGUGAAGAACUGCAGCCUGUGGGAAGGACUCACAUUUGGAGAAGUUUGUGGAGAACUGUCUCUCCUGGGAAGGACUACACAGUGGAGCAAGGGAAAAGUGUGAGGAGUCCUCCCUCUGAGGAAGAAGAAGUGGCAGAAACAUGGGAUGAACUGACUCAAACCCCAAUUCCUUGUCCCCCUGUGCUGCUUGUCGGGGGAGGACGUGGAGAAAAUCAGGAGUAAGGUUAAGCCUGGGAAGAAGGGAGGGGUGGGGGGAAAGGUGUUUCUAAGAUUUGGGUUUUAUGUCUCAUUAUCCUACCCUGAUUUGAUCAGUAAUAAGUUAACCUAAUUUUCCCAAGUGGAGUCUGUUUUGCUGGUGAUGCUAAUUGGUGAGUGCGUGAUCUUUGUCCUGAUCUCAGCCCACAAGCCUUUUGAUACAUUUUCUCUCCCUUGUCCAGCUGAGGAAGGGGAGUGAUAGACCAACUUUGGUGGCCAACUGUCGCUAACACAUGAAUAGUUUAUGUUUCUUCUAAUGGGAUGAACAUAUGUUUCACUUAAAUCUAUUUUAUCUACUACAGCAAGUUUUGAGCUCCUUAGUACCUGAGUUACUCCCAGCCACAAGAAAAAAUAAAAAUAGAGUGAACUAUAAUUGAGCCAAAAGAACUAAAUCUGUAGUGAAAACAGCAUUUAAUAUCUCCAAAUAUGUCUCUCUGAAUGCUAAUAAAUUAAUAAAAUUAAAGUAUGAAACCCUAA
Columba livia (rock pigeon) is the source of this 2367-nucleotide messenger RNA. RefSeq names its product chromosome Z C5orf63 homolog (gene CZH5orf63). Lineage: Eukaryota; Metazoa; Chordata; Aves; Columbiformes; Columbidae. The transcript has 4 exons. The record is from RefSeq and is a predicted model, not a curated record. The coding region runs from base 16 to 771 and encodes 251 amino acids.